GUUUGAUCAUGGCGCGCUCGGCGGAGGUGUGGAACAACUUUCUUUGCAGUUCUUUUCAAUUUAGAGUGGUGUGUUGUUCCAUGAAGUUAUUUAGUCUAAAUUUUUUGUAUUUUUAGUCUCGAGGGAUGAGUUUCCGGGAGCUAAGCUCAAAGUAAGUUCACCGGUUCUUUUUAUCUUUUAUCGAAGAGAGCCAGCUCUGCAUUUUAAUACCGGUACCCAAGCCCUGUUUGACGGCAGUAUUGAAGGGGCUUGCUUUAGCGUCUGAACUUUUGUUCCAGCGCUCAUUACUGUUGACUGGUUGCAGCAGAACUUAGUAGGUUUAGUAAAGUAUCCACCAGAUCUAAUUGCUCGCGUACGAUUGGUUCAAAUCGGUCUAGAGACUGACAUGGUCAUGUCAUGAUGACAGCCAACUAGGGAAUUUCCUCAAUUGAAUCACACAAUCUUCAAAACCUUGUAUUCCGUGCUAAAGUAAAGUCAAGUAAGGAGAGCAUUUUCUCUUUUUAAGAAGAGACUUACUGUUUUCUCGAAAACGUCACUCUAAAAGUCAACAUCUGUUUAUGAGUAUGUGUAUGUGGGUGUUUGUGAAUACUUUGUUCCCCUUACUACGAAAACAUAAUUGCAACAUCUUCCAUUUGACUUGGUAAUAUACCUGUUGACUUCUCUAAUCGGCUGAGAAGUGGCUAAACUUCAGAAUACCCGGCCACUUUGGUCUGCCUCACUUACAUGUGUCGGGAGGCUUUGAAGAUCGAGGCAUAACACAAUAGGCGAUAUUCUUAUUCAAUGACAUGUAAAUGAGUGGCCGGGUAUUCUGAAGUUGCUCCAACAUAUUUAUUUUUACCCCCAAUGGAAGAAAUUUUACAUAUACAAUUUUUGAGCUUUGUAAACUAUCUUUUUCAGGCUUGACUCUAAAACUAACUUGAAAAACUGAAUCAGUUUGUUCCCCAAGUUUAUGAUAAUUUUUUGAUAACUCCAUAUGUCUUCACUGACACUGUCUUUAUCAAACAUUAAAAUAUUAUGGCAUAAUGCUUUUGUUUGAUUGCAUGAGUGGAUUUGUAAUUGGCCAUGUUGAAGACAAUAUUAGCCUAUGCAUGAAUCAACCACUUUUGGUGGUUAGUGGUGAGAAAUUUGGUUCUAAGAAUGGCUGGAACUGGUUCUAGUUACUGGAUAUAUAUCUCUUCAAUAAUUUUAACUCUCUUGUUUAAUCUGAGAAUGUUAUUUCAAAUGUCCAAUUAUUUUUUCCUGUGGAACUUGUAAUUACAAGUCUAUGUGGAUUCUGGACACAAAAAUUUUGUAGCUCUUAUAUUCUUUUAGCCCACAGAUUAGGUGUAAUUUUGGUGAGCAAGUGCUCAGUAUUUUCUUGGUGAAAAUUAUAGCUGCCGUCUUUGAUUUUUACGACAGUGAAAAGGUGUGGAGAGGAAGAAAUUAAAUUUGUAAUAAGGUGGGGAGCAAUGGUCUCAAAGAAUGAUAAGGGAGGGGUGGGGUAAUAAAGAGAACCUCUACCUGCCCCCUUCCCCCUCAGUAGCUCUCAAUCAAACAUGGCUGAUCAAAAAAAACAAUUGCAAGCUUGAUCAUGAAAUGUUAGCUUGCCUUAUAAGAUGCCUGCACUGCAGGCUACAUUGCACAUAUUAUCAAAUGCCUGAUGAUCAAAAAUUGUUUUUUUAUUAUUCAGUGAAGAGUCUUUUGAUUCAUAUUGGGAAGGCGAAAAGGACAAAAAGCGAAGGCCAAAUCUAUUUGAUGAUGAUGAUGACUCAUCUUUUGGCUGGAUCGACUCAAAGGAAGUGGCUGACUUGAUGAAGCAGUCUCGUCGUUUAGCAAGCAAUGAUGAUGAUGGUGAUGAUGAUGAGGAACUUGGUGAAGCAUGGGGUGGGGUAGAGUACAGUUUGAAUCCAGGUAUGAUGUCACAAAAGAAGUGAUGUAAUGAAUAUUAUAAUAAUUGGGUUUGCUGGACCUUGACCACUUUUACAGCCCUUUAUAAUGAAAUUAACAUCAGUAUCCACAUUUUCCAUACUCUGCUCUAUACAUUUCCUUUAUUACUGACAAAGAGAUUUCAUGUAACAAUCAAAGUUUCUUAGGUUUGUGAUUGUUUCCUUUAUUCUUACAGUGUUAGGGAUCAAAUGAUUUGUCAGUAUUAUUGUCAGGAGAAAUUAGAUGCUGAUCACUUUUAGAGUUUAUAGGAUCAAAAAUAACUAAACUCAGGGUUGUCAUUUUGUGACUCAGAGUUGGGAUAUGGUCAGGCAGAAAUUACAGUAAGUUACCAGAUAAUUGAAAACAAAUCUUAAAAAGGAAUUUACAAAACUGCCUUGUAGCAGUUUUUAAAGUUGAAGCCUUCAUACUCAGACAGUCAAGAAGAAAGAGAAAAACUUGCGUGUAAGAAAACCACACAAUGUCAAUGAUGCUUUACACAUUCAAAUGAUCAAAUGUUCUGAAAAAAGUUUUUCUUUCAGCACUGUGGUGCUAACCCACUCACUCCCUGAAGACAUUCAAUUGUGGGAAUCUUAACCAUCAUUCAAAACCAAAAUUAAUGCCCACAACUUCUCACUCAGAUUCAUAUGAUUAUUUCUUUUAAUAUUUAAAUGUACUUUUUAAAAUAAUUUAGAUUUUAAAUUCAGUAUUGGACUAACCACAUGCCCCUUGUGUAAAUCAAUGUAGUUGAUGGGGCUAGUGUGUUUUAAAUAGAGUCUUGUAAUUACUUAAUCUCAGUUUAAUAUCAGGCUAUAAAUGCUUGGUAAUAAAAACAGUUCCUUAAUUGACAGUUGGACUUGGUUGCCAAAUUUGAGACUUAAAAGUACAAAUUCAGUUACCAAGAUCUAUUAUCACAGGCUAUUAUUGGUCAUUCCACUGCUAUGACAUUUUACCAGGGCUUGGGAAAAAUACUUUGUAAAUAUCCACACAUUACCAUUAAAAAAGGAAUACUUAUUAUAUGACAUUUUCUAAUACUUAUCAGAGUUAUUUGUUCAUAUUUGAUUAAAUUGAUUGAUAUUGUUUUAACAGUGUCAAAGACUCGCUCAAAUUCAGCUGCUCAAUCAGUGCGAGUCCACCCACAGUCUUCAGCCAUGUCUAGCAAUAAGACUGCCAGUAAACAAAGUUCAUCUUUCGAAGGUGUGUAGACUGAAUUGUUUUAUCACAAACUGCUAAAUUUGUAUUUUGUAUUAUUUUAAAAAUAUAUGAUCAUCCAGUAGAUUAAAAUUGAUUAUAAAGAAAAGUAAACAUUUUGGAUUUAAAAACCAUUGAUUUAGAGCCUGUGAGAACUUUGAACUGUAAGUCUCAAAGGAGCUUUUUAUUUUUGAUACUCUCAAACACUUGUAAUUAAGUUCUCCAUAUUAAACUUGUUGCAAGGUGAAAAAAGAAAUGUAAACAAAGGUAACAAAUCUGUUACAUAUUUGCCUUCCAUGAUUGCUUAUCAUGUACUGGUUUUUAGAGGAUUUCAACUCAUGGAAAAGUUGAAUUGGAUUGGCUGCAAACUCUGAGGGAAAGUGAAGAUUAUAAUUGCUAACUAAUGCAGCUUAUCAAGUACUGCGCAUUGGACAGGAGAAAUAACAAAUUUUUUCCAUUAAUUUUUAGUUGUCGACAUUUAUUAAUAGUGAGUUACUUUGAUCUAUGUUACUGGUAGGUACAAAAUCUCAAACCCCACCAAAAAGACCACCAGCUCCAUCUGCACAGCAAGUGAUAACCACCUCAUCAUCCUCUGUAACUACUGCAUCUUCAUCAUCCUCAUCAGUCUCACUGUCAGCAGCAGCUGUGAGAAACCAAACCUCCAAAGUAACAACCACUCAAGCAGCUUUGCAUAGUGUGACAUCAUCAAUAAAAGAUGGUAAAUGGCUGGAUUUUUUUUUUAAUGUGCAGUAUCCUACUCAGUACAUAUAUAAUAUUGACCAAGCGUGAGGUCAAGAUGGUUGGAUAUUGGCCAAAUUCUUUUUUUUUUUGUUUUUUUUUUUUUAAGACAAAGUUGAUGUCCAUAAAAAUGCAUCAAGAAUUAGCUUGUUCAAACAAGCUUGUUCAAUCAAGGAUUUGGCUUUACUUAUUAUUAUGAAUCAAGAAGGACUUGUUUAUUUCAAGACCCUGCAAAGAAAGCCCACUGUGUUUGUAGCACUAACAAUAAACCCACAAGAGUCUUUAAUUUAUGUUUUCUAAAUGUUUUGACUGUCUCCUGCUUGAUGAUCUUCUUGUAACUCCAUCACUGAAAUUGUCCAAAAAUUAUGCACUUUGUAAAUGCACUCCAUGCACUUUCUUGCACUGGAUUAAAACAGGCAUUCUGAAGCAGGAAAGAUGGGCCCAUCUUGCCUACUUAGGUAGCAGCAAUCACAGCACAGGAUUAGCUCCAUAUUGCAGCCAUAUAAUAAAGUGCUGCUGGUCUAGUAAUCAAAUCAAAUUUUGAGCAAGCCUUGUUUUGAAAGUCAUUUCACUUUCUUAAAAUUUGUAAAGUUGGAGUUGCAUCCAAGUGGUCUCAUGAGCUGACAGUGUUGUCUUAGGACAUGAUAAUUGAUGACAGUUCCAGCAUUUAUGACAUUUGUAUCAUGGUUAGGAGGGCACAAACUGUCAAACAAUAUAAAAUUAGGCAUCACUGACUGUCAUGCAGUUUGGACAUACUCUAAAUUAACUGUGAUUGUAAUAAUUCACUGUGGAAGAAACCUGAACAUUCGACAAAUAUUUGAUAAAUGAUAAUGCUAAGGAGUAGAAAGUGGGCAAGAGAGUGAGAGGAUGAAUAAUGGUUAAGAAAGUAGCUAUAAAAUGUGAUUGGUUGAAUCAAGGGAUGAUGACACUAAUUUUUAAAGUGUGGAAAACAAAAGAAACAUAUUUGCCCCUUAGUGAUGAUUUUGAGCUACAAACGAGAAAACAAGUAAAAACUUCAAUUGCAUUCCUGUUAGCUGCCCAAGUACAUUGUCUGAUCAGACAUUACAAACAUAAUAGGCAAUGAUUGAUCAGAAGCUGAAAUCAGCAAAUGAUCUCAACUCAUUUCAAUAAUUGUUUGAUUAUAAAGGAAAAGCAGAGUUGUGAACGCCUACCUAACAUCUUGACAAAUGUAACAAAAAAGCUUUAUUAUAUAAUAAUUACGUAUUGCUUAAUUACUAAACGUGUAGAAUGUUGAUGUUUUGUAUUAUGAUCAUGUUUUACUCUUUUGUCAUUCAGUUAUCAGCAAUGCCCCUCAAGUCUCUGUCAUGGAAUAUAAAAGACUUGAAGCUGAAGUUAAUCGGCUGAAGAAAGAUCUACAGGUUAGAAUUAGACUUGGCCAUGAAUGGCUGGUUCCUAUUGUGGACAUUUCUUUUUACCAUGGUGCAAAUAUCCUCUUCUCAAAUAUGGGAGGAUUAUGUAAUGAACAAGUAAUGGGUUCCUAGAUUUGGUGUCAUUUGUAGCAAUAAUGAUCUAGCAUGAUGAACUCUGAUAGUUACAGAUAUGUUUUAGUUGGAUGAAAGGAUAAAAAUACAUAAUACCAAUGAAAACAAACACACAGACAAACAAACAAACAAACAAACAAACAAACAGGAAUGGUAACUAAAGAAAAUUACCAAACUCAGUACUUGAGGUCUGCCAACAUGACAACCAAAGAAGUUGGUGGGGAAAAAAAGACAAAUAUAGAAAAUUUGGAAUGGGGUGGGGUAGGGUGGGGUGGGAAGAACUUGAGAACCUGGAGAAAAACAGUCUUAGCAAUUUUUAAGACAAGAACUGAAAACAAACUUAAUCAAGAGAUCAAGGAGUUAAAACCAGGCUAUAGCAUUGGAAACUAUAAAACUCUCUCACAAUUAUAGCAUACUUCCUCUUGCUAACCUUUUCACUCCAUGGAUCUCAACAGUAUUUCUCCUUACUUUCUUCCCUCCGUCUUCCAUAAUGUUGCUUCUGAGAUGUUGUUAAGUCAAUAUUGAUAUAAUAUUUUUUAUUCUUAUCUCCUGCCUAGUUUGGAAUUUUAUUUAUAUUUUAGGGAAUAAUUAGUUACAGAACAGUCAGGAGAAUUUGGGAACACAUUUGUCAUACUUAGAAUUGCUAAUUGUCUCCUGCAUUGACAGUUUUGUGAACUUUAAACUGCAGGUGGCACAAAGAGAUAAAACAGCAGUGCCUUCAGUUCAAGAGACUGUUAGAAGAAUUAUUCGCGGGGAGGUAAGAUUCAAAAUAUUAUUUUUACAUUGGAUUCUUUCAAUAACUAGACUUCUUUCAGAUAGAUUUGUCUUUUCAAAGCUGUUUUUCACUAGUAGUGGUUAGUAACUUACUUGCCGAGAAGUAUUCAGUUUUGAAGAACCAAAAGUAGCAUUGAUAAUGAUUUUGAAGUGUUCACACCAUUGAAUUUUUGAAACUUCACUUUCAUCGAUCAAAAGUUAAUUUUGUGGACGUGGGCUGUGCCUGAAACAAAUGAAAGAUUUAAAUCUUGACUUUAAAGGAACUUCUUGCUUAUGUAAACUGAACUUGUCUCCAUGGUGCCAUACAGUUCUAAGGAAAUUUUUUUUCCAAAUUUUUUUUCCUGAUGAUAAAUUGGCUUUCUGCUUAUUUUAUCACACAAGGAAUAUGGUUUAGAGGGGGUGGGGAGGGGGAAGAAUUUGAUGAUGAUCUGAUACAACAGUACAUCAUUGCUACAACUGCCUUUUUUUUCUCUUUUAGCCCUAUAACCUUGGAGUUUAUAAGUCACUAAAAGACAAAUUGGAUCUCCUGGACUAUGCCAUUAAAAAGCAUGAUGGAAACGCAAUAACUGCUGUAAGUAACAUUGUUACUUUCUGAUUAAAAUCUUUAUUCUUUGCUUCUUAACUUAAUAAAAUCCUUCUUUGCCUGAUUAUUUUCUUUGAGGGUCCUUUAAGGCAUAGAAAUUUGUUCAGUGGGUUUCCUUAUGUGUUGGAUGUAAUGACAUAUGCAUGUCAACCCACUACAACAAAACUUUUCCAAAAAAAGAUCUAUGACACGUAUGCCAUAUAUACCAAAGUUCCCUCUCCCCCCCCACUAUGCUCCCCUCCUCUACCCACAAAAUCUGGAUUUUCCUAUCAUUAAAAGUUAAGGAACCUGUGGUUAAAGUGGGGUUUCUGUGGUAAGGAUCACUGUCCCCUUUAUUGAUUUUUCAGGCGGUCUUGUUCUUGAGGAAAUCAGUAAAACAACGUAAGUUUUUUUAAAAAAAUUGUUUGCAAACCCUAUUAUAAGCAUUGUUCAUUGUUUGAUGUGUGUUUUGUUUAAAGUUAUUCAAUUAAUUAUAUUUGUCUCUAAUUCUGUUGAUUGGUGGAAUUCAAGCCAGCACAAAUUAGCCCCAGUAGUUGAGCAGUUGAUAAGAUACCGUUAAUAUCAUUUUCAAGGCUGUUGAACCGUAAGGAGUUUUGUUCAGUGCCAUAAAGAGAUGGAAUGAAAUCUUUAACGAGGGGGUGGGGUGGUGUUUAGGUUUUCAUUUACUAACAGGAGGAAUGGUAAAAAUGAAAGAAAAGUAGUACUUCUGUUUUUUCUCAAAAUGGGAACGGAUGCAUUCAUUAUACAGUACAUACCCACGUCGCUUAAGAAAGACAUCAUUAAAAUAAAUUUUUGCGUUUAACUGAAAAUGUCUCCGAUAUACUCUCCCUAUAAGACCACGUUUGUCCAUACACUACUUUUGCAACGCAUUAUGCAUGCGGGGCGACCUCCUCUUUGGCUAAAAUAAAUCCAGCCAAUGACAUCAGUGCUCGUUAAGGCAGCCGUAGUUCUUAUACAACGAAGUUCCAGAAUGCUGAUUUGUACAAUGUUUUCAAGGUAUCCUUCAUGAUGAAUUGACGACUCGUCCCAAAGCUGUACACCACUUGAGCAAAUACCUGAGCGAACAUUAUGAUUAUACUCAACUUACAGAGUUGUAUCGGUAUGUAUCCAGGAAUUUCAUUAAAAACAAUUACUGGCGGUCUACUACCGCCGUUAACCUUAUAACUCUCAUAAGUGACCAGGACAGAAUGUCAGACAGAGUGUUGUUGCAAGGUAUUAUGAGAUGAUUUGUGUUCAGUAUUGGUUUUAGAGUCGCUAACUCUGUAGUUUAACUCCCCAUUGAUAACGUCACAAUCCUAUCAGGUCAAGUAAAGUGGAGGUUGUUUUGUUUUGUUUUUUUAUUUUUCUGUAGCAGAGGUUAUUAAUUUGAUGAAACAACUAUCAAUUGCAAUUUAUAAAUCUCAUCCCUUUCCUUUCUCAAGCUCUCCGUGUUUUUGACCGGGUCAACAUCUGUUUGAAAAUGUUGCUUUUGUUGUUGUUUAUUGUAGAUCUGUUGGUAAAUACGAGGAGGCAGCGGUAAGUGACAAGAAGAUUAUCAGAAAAAGCCUGAAUAGGGACUGUAGUCAUCACUGUUCGUUUAUUUCAUUUGUAUCGUCUUCAUACAUAGAAGACGCGGUUAUCUAACGGAUAAAACGCCAGUUGUUUGAAGGAUGGAUAACGCCAUUUGUGUUAACUCUAAUCCGCUGGAUAGCAAUUAAUCCUUUGGAUAGCGUUAUCCGUCUUUUGAACAACUGGGCCCGGGUUGAGAGGCAUGGGUUCGAAACCAGACUGGGUCAUUAUGUUAUGUUCUUGGGAAAGAUAUUUCACUCGUACAGUUCCUAUUCAUGGAAAUUGCGGAAUGCUCCGGCUUGAUCAGGGCCGCUUGCGUUGAAGAGGAUUUUACAUUGAUCUAACCUUGCAUUGAUAAUGACCAUUUUGCCGGUCUGUUUCUCUACCAGAUGCUUCAAUUUAAACAGGCUAUUAAAUCAAAAGAUCCUGGUGUUAGAUUAACCAAGCUUAAAUACGUUCUCAGGUAAAUGUCUUAAUUUUUUCCUUAAGAAUUUCCAGUUCACUUCUAAAAUACUCAAUUUGUGUGGUUCAUCGGGUUUUUUUGUUUGUCACGUCAAAAAAAGAAAAAAAAAACACCCACAAAGUAAGCGACAAGGAAAGGACAAAGACCAUCUUUGAACAAACUGAAGCUAGUUUCGUGCUGCACAGACUUACUUGUUAUACCAAGUAGCAUUACUUUCGACUGUCAAUAAAAGCAUUCAGACAAAAACCUCCGUCUUCACACCUGCAUUAGUGUUUUCAAAGUUUAGUUUCCAUGACACCGUCCUUGUCACCUUAAUUUUGAUUUAUCUUUAACUCAUUUAAAUGUUCAUCUUCGUUUUCAGACAUUAUUUUGAAGGUCAUCUCGAACUGGCCGAACAAACGACUUAUCUGACAGAAUAUGUUGAUUUAUUGGAGCAGCAAUUACUCAUUGAGGUAAUUCUAUGAAAUCUUGAAGAUAGAAGCUCGCUUUCAUUGGCUGGUGCGUGUGUUUAGUUGAGAACAUGCAAACACGAUCGUUACUUUACGCUUGCUGUGUUUCUCAGAAAUAUUUUAUAAAGGUAAUAGAGGUCUUUCUCCAUGUUUAAUAGCCUAAUCUAAACGCAAGGCUUUUGGGAGAAUUCGAAAAAAAGUUAAGCAAACCGGGUUUGCAUAACUUUCUCGAACUUUUUCAACCCCCCCUCGUCUUAAGUUGAGGUGAUUUAAACACGGAAGCCCGCUGUUGCUAAAAUACAGCAAAUGUGUAUUAAUUACGGUGUCGAAAACUGCCUCAACCUGGUUUGAUAUAAAGAACAUACAUUUUUUUGAGGACGAAAAUAUUACCUCACAAAGCUUAAAACUGAAAAUUAAAGAAAUAAAAUUUUGUUUUGCGACGAUCACAACAACCACAAAAGAAUAUAGAAUUAUCCGAAUAUGCUCUUGUGCUUUUGAACCCUACAACUGACUCAUUUUCCUUGACGUCAUUUUUACGUCUUAAAACCUGGAAAAUAACCUUUUCCAACUAUCGUUUCUCCAGUUAGAAAUCUCCCUUUUUUCUUUUGCCCUCCAGGACGCAGAUUCCCGAGCUGAACGUGAACGAAAGAACCACGCGAUGGUAGCGCACCCGAGGCAAGCUUCGUUACCGCUGUGCUCAGUGAUUGUGACACUAUACUACUGCUGUCGAUAUCAUUUUGGAGAGCCCGAGGUAUAAAUUAUUAUAACAAGGACACAUAUACGAUGUAUUUUUUGUGUGUGAUGAGUUAAAUCUCCUUUUUAUAUGACACCUAAUUAUUUGUAAUUGUUCUUUUUACUUAAGAGUGUUUUCACCAGUCCUAUGGCUAUUCGCGCUAGAUUUAAGGUAAGUUGGACUCCGGGUCGAGAGGUGCAAAGUAUUUUUUUUUCAGGCAGUGAAGGCAGCUUUAAAUGUUUGCCUUAGCUUGUAGUUUGCUCGAACUACAAACCCGUUAGUCAAAUGACAAGCUUUUCGAUAAAUGCUAUCAGCGCACGAAUGUAAUAAACCCGUUUGGGAAAUUCUUCAUGAGCGUGCUGUGGGCUUGCGUUCCUGUGCGUGUGAUACAUGCGUGUGACUAAUAACUUUUCUCUUUUGUUCUUUUUUUUCAUUGCACUCAACUUGAAAGUUCUUCCUUAAUCACUUUACGUUGACCUACCUUAAUACUCUAAUGAUUUUCUAUAGCUAUCCGAAAAGCAGUAUGAAUGGACAGCGUUAUCUUCCCGAGCCAAGCUAAAACAAUGGAAAGGCCUUGAACAGAUGUUUACAGUAAAAGUACGUUUACAAUAUGGGGAAAUAGCAUUAAUUCUCUUAUGACUAAAUUCGGCCAUUAUGAGCUGAAAGAAACCCAAUUUAUGUUAAGUACAUAACUACAAAAACACAAAGUUUCGUAUUUAAAGGAGAUGUGCUACAACGUUGUAGUCAUUUUUUCGACGCGAGGGAAUAGAAAACACGGAAAUGUUGACUAUAAAGGUAGAAAAACGUCAAGAUGAGAGGAAUAAGCCAAAAAAAGAAUGACGAUGGUCGAGCAUGGAGAAGAUUGAUAUGAAUUGCCGAAAAACAGUAAACAUUCAGGCUCAAUGUUUUUAUUAUGUAAAAAGAGCAGAUUGUAUGAGCUGAGCUGGGAAACAGACUCCCUUUUUUCAGCGUCAGUCUGGACUAAGGAAUGGCGCAGUGGUGAGAAGUCUCUGUUCCUGCCGUUGUAGCCUGGGUGUGAAUUUUCAUACUUGGCAUAACUUUCAGGUUGAGUUGGUUGUUGGUCCCAGCCUUUGUACCAAGUCUUUUCUUCAGCCUUUUCAGUUCCCCCCCUGCAGAAAAAAGGCUACAUUUCAUGUCAUAAAUUCGUAGAUUUAUAACUACUUAUUAUAACUACUACGAAGGUGCCAUUGCGUCAUUCCCAUGCAUUUAUUUUUCAAAAAUUUUCUUUGAAUUUUACUUUAAAGCUUUAUUAUGCAGCUAAGCCGGUUUAAGCUGCUUGCAACAGACCCCAAGAUAUCCACAAAUCGGUCCAAGUUUCCUGUAUUAGCGAAUGACUAAUUGUUUGCGCGUUUGACCAAUUGCUUUUGUGUUUAUAUUUUAGGGAUGGUUAGGUAAAGUUAAAAUGAAAUCAGCAAUAGGAUUCACUCAAGUCGUCGAGUUGCUUCAUCAACACGGUGCGACUGAACAGGUAUUACAAUAAAUAGAUAAAUAAAUAACAAAGUAACGUCGCGUCAAGGAAAUUACUGGUAAAUUUAGUUUUGUAAUGUUAAAAAGAGACCAAAAUUAUUGGCUUUAACUGUGCAGCUACUUGUUUUUGGAUCUCUUUUUGGAACGAGGUUCGUACGAGACAUCACUGUAGUUUAUGAAUGAACCAGUUGAACUGCUAGACUCUCACACUGGCGUAUGGCAUUUUUAAUUGAUCGCUGAGAAGAUUCCUUUGCCGCAGUGUCAGUGUACAACGGAAUUUUUAGUUUGAAUUUGUCAAAGGCAUGAUUGUGACAGAUGAGUGGCUUGUCGGCGCAAAACCUGUCGAGAGAGCUAACCAAAAGUUUCUUUUAUUUUGGAUACAGUGUGGUGCAUCGCACUUUCCCUCUUUCAUCUUUCAAAUUGGCAGAGUACAAAGGCUAUCCAUAGGGAUGGUCAGUCCACCACGGGCAACCCUUCACGGUAUUUCGUCACGCUUUUGCUGAAAACACAGCUCGCAUUUCUACGUUUAGAGAGGUAGAACGAGUGAGAAAAAGAUUUCCGCAGUGUUCUCCUAUUGACCCUAAUUACUGCUCUCACUAGGAUCGGUUGACUUAGAGUCCGUAGGUUGCGCUAACUUUCUUCCGGUCAUAUCUCCCACACUAUGUGAAUUAUAAUGCCUUAUUUACCCUCCUUUAUUUCUUUAUUACAGGUGUUAAACACUUACCUUAACUUGAUUGAUGAUCUUAACCAACGGCUUUCAGCAGCGACGAAAACAAAAUGCCAUCGUGCAGCUAUUGAGGUGACAUUGUCUUUUAAAUCGUUUUCCAGCUUAUUUAGUUGAAACUAGGAAGGAAAGAAACUAAAUAAAAUUGAUAAGGUCGUCCGAUGAGUGUGUGAUAACAAAAAAGAACUCGAAUAUCACAUCCUUUGGCUAAUUGGCUCAGCAGAAAUUCAUUGUUUCCCCUCCCCAAAAUAUUCCACAGUUCCUCGUGGUCAAGUUUCCUUGUUACUUAAAACACCUGGGGUGAUCUUUUGAAGCUGUCAGUCCAAAACAAAAUUUCGCUUUUAAUAACUGGAGAAACCUCAUAUUUGUGCCCUGGUUGAUGAAAAGCUCCCAUUUUACUACUUGCUUGCCUUUCAUGGCAAUGCUUUAAUACUGAAUAUUUAAACGUAUAUAAACAUAUAUACAUAUGUUACAGACCUUAGUUGCGAUGAAGGAUCGCCAACAGCUUGAAAAAUACAGAAGUCAGCUGAAAGGAACCGCGCCCGAGCAGGCCAUAAUCUCAGAAUACCUAAAGAACUCGGUGAGUCCAUAUUUGCCUUUGAUUCAUUCAGCGUGUAGUUUUUUUCGCUUUGUUUUUGUGCGGGCUUUUUUCGUUAAGCAAAUAAAUAAAGAAAUUUCACACUUUUUUUACACGUUAUGAACCACAUAUUAAAAUGAUAUUAUUAUGAUAUUCUUGAUAUGUUUUUAUUUAAAAAGAAAGACAUUUCAGGAAAAAACACAUGUUCUCCCCCAUCUUGAUUGUGUUUUGUUUGUUCCUUGACUUCUUGUUUUCCUUUGCCUGUGCUCUUCAUUUAUCGCUAUUUGAGUGCAUUCAGAAGCGCUUCUGAAGCUGAAACCCUCUUCAGUGUCAAUGAAUAAAUGCCCUUUUACAUUCGAAGUCGAUCGGUCGAAUUCCUGUUAAGAAUAAGCCGUAUUUGUUAAACUAAUUCUUCAUCACCAAUUUAUUUCCUUACAGCAACUGCGAUGGAAAAACUGAAGUCCAAGAAAUUGAAGCUGGAAAAUCAAUCGUUACAUUUUUUAGCCUAGGCGUCCACGUAAUAAAACGGAGAGAAAUGUAUACGGCGCGAUUGCGGCGGCGAAGUGAAAAAGCGAGAAAGAUUUGGGUCGGGUCGGGUCGUGUCGUGUCGUGUCGUGUAACCCAAAUCUCCCGCGCUUUUCACUCCGUCGCUACUAUGGCGCCGUUAAAUAUUUCGCUCCGUUUAACCAAACAAACGGAACAAGGAAUAUAUAUAUAGCUAGAAAGAUUUCAAAUAAUACAGUCACAUUUAAAAAAGUGGAGUCGUUCAACGAUAGCAACAUGUCGUAUGUUACCAAUUUAAAAUAAAAAACAACUGGUA
Messenger RNA from Pocillopora meandrina, 13492 nucleotides. The record is from the annotation of a GenBank genome assembly. Lineage: Eukaryota; Metazoa; Cnidaria; Anthozoa; Scleractinia; Pocilloporidae.